Molecule: messenger RNA, 1693 nt
Organism: Mytilus californianus (California mussel)
Lineage: Eukaryota; Metazoa; Mollusca; Bivalvia; Mytilida; Mytilidae
Product: MORN repeat-containing protein 3-like
Exons: 5
Coding region: 111-824 (237 amino acids)
Source: RefSeq, a predicted model, not a curated record
CGCCAAUGUCAUGACAACACGCGUAAACUCCCGAUGAUUUAUUUUUGUCAACACAUGGAAAGGUGACAUUAUUUGUUUACAUUUUUCAAUCCGUAAGUCAAGCCAGUAGAAUGCCACAUUUGAAGGAGCCGAAAGAGAAAGAACCUUUAUGGAAAGAAUGGGAUUACUUGGCACAGAAGAAAGGCAUCCGACACACUGUUUAUUCUGUGAAUGGUGAUCAAUUUACUGGAGAAUGGCUAGACAAUAAAAAAGACGGUAAAGGUACAUACAAGUGGAAAGAAAAUGGUGCAAUCUACGACGGUGAUUGGAAGAAAGGGAAGAGGAAUGGGUUUGGUACAUACAGUGUUCCUAAACCUAAUAAUGGAUAUAGAAAAGAAUACUCAGGAGGAUGGAAAAAUGAUAUGAGACAUGGUUAUGGUACACAGUUUUAUGGUGAUAAUGAAUACUAUGAAGGAGAAUGGUAUGCAGAUAAAAGAAGUGGAUGGGGUCGCAUGUACUUUAGUGAUGGGACAAUUUAUGAAGGAGAAUGGUUUGAUGAUCAAAGAAAUGGACAAGGAAUGGUUAGAUUAACAAACGAAAACCGUUAUGAAGGGUCAUGGAAAGAUGAUAAGAAGAAUGGUCCAGGUAAAUUUUUCUACCUGACAAAAGGACAGGUAUAUGAAGGUGUAUGGAAAGACGAUAUUGCUAAAUGUGGCAACAUGAGAGAUUUUGACAGAGAGGGAGCACCUGAACCUACUAAAUACCCUAUACCUGAUGUUAAAUUAUUAAAUGCAGAGUCAGUAUUACAAGAAGCCGAAGAACAAUUUUUACAAGACCAUGAUUAGGACACAAAUAUUAUAUUGUAUUAUGUUACUGCCAACUGAUAAGAAAUAUGCUGCAUUACAGAGCCAGUGAUUGAUUUUGAUCACGUCAGAAAUGCUUGUUAUUUAAGAUGUUACUCCAUAUAAAUGUUUUUUCUUUGAAGUUCUGAUAAUUUUAAAUGAAUAAAUUAUGAUAGCUAUAUAUUUUACACAUUUUUUUCAGAUGCAACAUAAAUCUUUCAAUUUUACUUGUUAUUUCAAGUUUGAUAAGUUUUUAUCAAGGUGUUGACAUUUCAUAUUUUUUUUUUUCUAGCACCAUUUGCCUUUUCUCUUUUCUUAAAAUAAUCUCUCUCAUGUUUUCUAAUCAGGUUCUGAGUUCAUAUGAUAAUCAUAGAGGUCAUAUAUUUUCAGUGGUCAAGGGAAAUAACUCACACUAAAUUGAGUUCUUACUCUCGAGAACUUGAGUUCUGGUGACAAAAAUCAUGGAGUCACUUAUUUUGAAAUGUUUAUUUACUCAGUAGAGACAUUAAAACUAUUUCAAUGUUAAGGUUGGUAAAACAUUAAUUAGACCUUUAUUGAUUAUUCAAAUUUUGAUAAUGAAAAGUACUUUUAUACAUGUAGUUUAACAUUUUAAAUUACUUCCCUUUGGUCACAACUUUGGCUUUGUUUACAAAUAUUCUACUUCAGAAAUAUGACAUUUAAACCAUAUCCAACAAACUGUAAGUUCAAAAUAUCAUUCUUGUUGAAAAUAACUACUGAUAAAAAUAAUUUCAGUUGCUAUGCCUACAAGUUCUCCAUACUGUAGCAGUUCAUUUCUAUUUUAUACUAUGAAUUUAAAUGAUUUUCAGAGGCCUUUGAAUGUGAUGUAAAGGCUAAAAUUUGUAUAUUCUUUA